Arachis stenosperma is the source of this 1263-nucleotide messenger RNA. RefSeq names its product E3 ubiquitin-protein ligase CSU1. Gene Ontology annotation, cellular component: nucleus. The record is from RefSeq and is a predicted model, not a curated record. Gene Ontology annotation, molecular function: ubiquitin protein ligase activity. NCBI's taxonomy places the organism in Eukaryota, Viridiplantae, Streptophyta, Magnoliopsida, Fabales, Fabaceae. Bases 115 to 1029 code for a protein of 304 amino acids. The transcript has 2 exons.
AUAGAUAUCGAAGUGCAAUUGAAAUUGAAAUCCCAAAUUGUAAAACCCCAUAGUUGGAAUCGACGCAGGUGAGCUUGAAAUUUACGAUUGUGAUUAGCGGAAGAGGAAAAAGAGAUGCCUCAGAGGCAUUCGAAGAACAACAACGACCUCGCGUUCUUCACGUACGACGAGAAGCGGAAGCUAGGGUAUGGGACCCAGAAGGAGAGGCUGGGCAAGGAUUCCAUCAAGCCCUUCGAUGCUUGCUGCCUCUGCUUGAAGCCCUUCAUUGACCCCAUGAGCUGCCACAAAGGUCAUGUCUUUUGUAAAGAGUGCAUUCUCGAGUGCUUGUUGGCUCAGAAGAAAGACAUUCAAAGAAAGCUUGCAGCCCAUGCUGCUCAGCAGAAGCAAGAAAAAGAAGAAGAGGAGGAGAAAUUGAUGUUACAAAAGACUAAAGAGCUCGAUGCGUUUGAUCAGCAAAAUCAUGGUGCUGUACCACAAUACAGUGAUAGAAAUUACAGCCGUGAUAAGAAUGGUUUCCAUGGAGCAAACAGUGUGAAGGUCACAUCCUAUGAGGAGGAAGCCCUGCGGACAAUGAAGGCGUUUUGGCUGCCUUCUGCUACGCCAGAAGCUGCUGUUAAAGUAGAUGCACCUGAUACCAGUACUAUCUGUCCAGAAGGCAGGGAGAAACUGAGGUUAAAGACACUUUUCCCUGUCCACUUCACUGAAGAUACUAGUGAGCAGAAAAAGCCCAAGGCUCUUGAUAGGACCUACCUUUGUCCUAGCUGCAAAGUUACUCUCACCAACACAAUGUCACUUGUGGCCCUUAGUUCAUGUGGGCAUGUAUUUUGCAAGAAAUGUGCUGAUAGAUUCAUGGCCGUUGAUAAGGUCUGUCUUAUUUGCAACAAACCAUGUAAAGAGAGAAAUUUGGUCAACUUGGAGAAAGGAGGUACUGGAUUUGCUGGUCAUGGUGAUCAUCUUGAGGCCACAGACUUCAAGCAUUUGGGAAGUGGUUCUGGUUUGGGCUUGGUAAGACCGGCAACGAAGACUUGAACCCAAUUGUCUAGCUUGUAGGUUCUAUGACACUCCAAAUCAGAAGAAGAAAAACUGCAAUAACUUCUCUUGAUGAAGUUAUGUCGCCAUGAUACCCAUCAUUAUAUGUCCUUAUCAUGAUGCCUCUAUGUUGUGUAUUUUGUUUAUUGUUUUCUGUUUUUUUUACCAAGUAUUAAACCAUGAUAAUUUGAAAAGUCAGUCAUGAUAAUUUUAAAGAGCAGCUCGUUUCAUUAA